This is a messenger RNA of Amblyraja radiata (thorny skate), 5788 nucleotides long. It is a transcript of the gene rubcnl, whose product is annotated as rubicon like autophagy enhancer. The transcript is spliced from 14 exons. Gene Ontology annotation, biological process: autophagosome maturation; autophagosome-lysosome fusion; autophagosome-endosome fusion. Gene Ontology annotation, molecular function: phosphatidylinositol phosphate binding. NCBI's taxonomy places the organism in Eukaryota, Metazoa, Chordata, Chondrichthyes, Rajiformes, Rajidae. The coding region runs from base 555 to 2426 and encodes 623 amino acids. Gene Ontology annotation, cellular component: autophagosome membrane; intracellular membrane-bounded organelle. The record is from RefSeq and is a predicted model, not a curated record.
UGCGUGGGAGGUCCCGGUGGGCGGAUGGUCGGCGGGGCGGCGCGGGUCGGCCAUAGCGGUGGGGCGGCGGCCAUGUUAGGGGAGCCCCGGUCCGGCGGGGAUGUUAGGCGGGCCCAGUAGGGCGGCGAUGUUCAGUGGGCCCGGUCCGGCGACGAUGUCGGGUGGGCCCGGUGCGGCGAUGAGGCUAGGCGGUCCUGGGGGGCGGCGAGGGUUGGAGGAAUCAGCGAGGGGGAGAAAGUCCAAGUUACCGUAGAAGCGGCGAGGUUGGGCGUCAUCGGUCGGCAGGUGAGGGUCGGCGGCGGCAUCGACGUGGAGGUCGGUGAAGGCGGCGUCCUGGUGAGUAUUGAAGUCGCUCCUCGUGGCCAAGAUGGCGUCGCGGGACUCGGGCAGGCGAUGCAGGCCGGAGUUGGGGCUUGGAGCCUGCUGGAAGAUAAUGACAGUUGUGCUGCUUUGAUAGUGAACAAGCUGCAAGUGAAGCAUGACAUUGAGGUACCCAGAAUCGGCUUCCAAAGAAAAGUUGCGAAUGGAAAGAUGAAUAUUCCAAACCAGCAGUUAUGGGCCAGACUGCAGUGAGCUCAGGACGGCACCCAAACAACCCAGCAUCGAUCAAAGAGAUCCUGAUCUCCGUGUUGGAAUCAUAUGAUGACUUCAAAAUACCCACAGAGAAAUGUAUACCUGAUGCAAAGCUUUCCUCACUUACUUUACUCCAAAGUGGAGAAGCAAAAAAGUUUUGGGACAGUGGGAAUGGAGUUGGUGAACAGCAGGAAGGCAUUGGGAUUCCAAUGACAACUUCCAAAUGCAACAACUAUUCAUUGUUUGCAUCGUCUGAGUUAUCCUCGAGUCAGGUCAUUUCCAACACCUUCAAUAAACUCAUCCUAUCUGCACAGUCUACAGCUGCCAGGCGCACAAACUUCACUGGGGUUCCACCAGUAAUUUACAACAGCGACCAGUCACAUCAACACUUCGAGUCUGAUGUGAACAUCUAUACAGAUAAAGCACAGCAUUGUCAGAGUAAUAGACCAGAAAUGAUUGUAUACACAAGCUAUCUCUCUAAUCCAAGUUUCAGUGCCAGCAAAGCUCAGGAAAGGGAGAACACUCACCUUAUUGUUGCAGAUUUGGUUAUUGCUACAUUAGAGAAUGUUAAAUGCAACAUCCUGUAUGAGCAAGCAGAACUGGGAGAAGAGGAAAAUCUUCCCGUUAUCCAGACAUCAGAUGUGAGAACUUGUAUUAAGAAGAAAUCUCAUUCUGACUCUGUAAACUCUGUGGACAGUGGUUUUGAAUGUGGUUCUGUUACUCAGUUGGAUGAUUCAUCUGAUGCUGGCUCCAAGGACAUUCAAAAUGGUGAUGAUGCUGCAGUUAGUGAUGAUGACGAUGGUUAUGAUGAUUUUGUGAUAAUAGAAUUUGAUGACAUUGUUUUUGGUUCUGACGGUCCAUUAAAGUCAAUAGAAAGGCACUGUCUAUAUCCUGAAUAUUUGGCUCGCCGCCUAUUUAAAUCAUUUCGGACAAUGUGGUUACCACCAGAGAAUGAAGAACACCAUCUUGACGGCGUGGAAAUGGUGCUGGAUAAAUUUCUCCCUCUGAAGGACACUCCUGGUGCAGAAGAAUCUGUGGACCUGGCAGCAGACUUCAAAAUAAACUCUCGACUGAGGGGUACGGCUGAAUGGGCACCACCUCGAUUCCAAAUUCUGUUCUUCAUCCAUUCACCUCAGAAGAGAGAAGUUGUUAUGGCUGCUCAGAAUUCUCUGUGUGCUGGCUGUGGAACACUAAUUGAGCCAAAAUACAUCAAAAAGCUCCGUUACUGUGAGUAUUUGGGAAAAUACUUCUGUGAAUGUUGCCACCACAAUGAAGAAUCCCUGAUCCCUGGUCGAAUCCUAAUGAAGUGGGAUUUCAGCAAACAUCCAGUCUGCCAUUUCUCCAAACAGCUGUUGGAGAGCAUAUGGCACGAUCCCCUGUUCAACAUCUUUUAUAUCAACAACUCUCUUUACAGCAAAGUCAAGGAGCUGAGAAAAGCAAAGGAACUUCAAGAACAGUUGAUACACAUCAAGAAACUACUAAGAACAUGUCGACUGGCUAAAAGUGCAAUGGUUGAAUUCUGGCGAUUACAAGCCCAUUUAUCUGAGGAGCUGCACUUGUAUUCGUUGAAUGAUUUGGUGAUGGUGAAAAAGUGCCUGCUGGUUCCAGGUCUGAAAGAUACUCUGAGAAAUGUCCUUUCUCAUGUAAAAACUUGCAAGAUCUGCAUGGCCAAGGGCGUCAUCUGUGUGAUUUGCAAGAGUAAAGACAUUAUUUUCCCCUUUCAGACAGAGCAAUACAAACAAUGUUGUGUAUGCAAGGCUUGGUUUCAUAAAGAGUGCUUCAAAACAGAACAAUGUCCCAGGUGUACCAGGAUCUGUGCACAGAAGGAGCUCCUUCUUCUUUCCGAUAGAUAAUAUGCUGGACAUUGAGGUGAAAUCCUGUGGUAGUGAAUGAAUAUCAGUUUAAAAAAAGCCGCCUAUGAUGCCAACUUCCAUGCUUUUUAAAAUAAACAAAACAACGGCGUCUGGAACGCCGCAAAUUUUGAAUUGUCUCACACAGAUGUACCUUCACCAUGGUUAUCUUGGUAAUCAUUCCUUGUACAUGGCAUACUUCAGUGCUCUGGGCAGGCUGUUUGUCAUUUAACUGGCCAUGUGAAUUAACUUAUUUAAGACUCUUUCCAGAACCUGAGGAUUUGGACCUUCUAACUUUGUGAAGUUGGGACUUAAUCUUUUAUCUUUUAUUUCGUGCUGAAGCUUUGGGACCCAUAACUGUGUAUAUGUACAUUAAAAAAAAAAAUUUAAAAUUACAUGACCAAUUGUUAGGGACACAUUUUUAUGCAGGUGUAUUUAAAUUCUAAAUUAGAUAUUCCGUUCUGCUGUUGCUUCCAAAUCAUUAUUUAUUCCAUGGCAAACCAUAAAGCAAUCCUAUAUAACAGCACUUUUUGGAGGGUGGGGGGGGGGGGAGAGAAAGAGAUGGGGAAAGAGGAAGGAGUUAAAUCACAAGUCAAUUUUCCAUUGCUCAAAUGUCCUUGAUAUUGCUGGAUGCUAAAUGUUGGCUUUUUGAUGACUGACUGGCUCUUUGCCCUGCUGCAUUACUUAUCUUAUUCCAGUUCUGCAGUCUUGGGCAUUAGGGUUCGGAAUUAAAUAUGUUUCCUUGGCACUAGCAGUACCAUAGACAUCACUAGCACUUAAAAUCUAAUUUGUUAACAUGAAAGAAAAAAGUUUAGCCUUUUCAUUAUACUGUCAAUGAUUCAACUUGCAGGACAUGAUUUUUGUUGCAUAAUGUAUUUUGCUUUUGGCAUAUUGAUUGAAAAUGUAAAGUUUGAACAUGCAUUUUCCCCUGGACCCACUACAAAACAAAAUCUGGCUACCUGCUCAAAAGGGGAGAUGUAAACAUUUAUUAAAAAUUAAAACGCUUCCAAUUCCAUCAACAUCGUCGGGAUUAGGAAUUCCAAAUUGAUGUUUUUCUUUCCUCUACCUGUCUAGGCUGUAGAAAUGUUGAUUGGAGGUGCUACAACUUUGGACUCUUACAUUUAAAAACAUUUCGUCUUGCUCAUUUAAAUUUCCAGUUUUCAGAAAUGCAAACUUUUUUAUCAAAAUAUUUUUAUGGAAACAGCAACAUAAGUGCUAUAAAGUGCAAUUGCAUUUUAUAAUUCAAAGACCUUGUGUAAAUAUCUACAAGAAUAUUUUAAAGCAGAUUUUGUUGAAAAAAACGAGGCAAAGGUAAAAACCUGACACUUGUAUAGGUCUGACUAAGCUUUUUUGCCUCGUGGCCUGUUGGUGAUAACAUCUAUACGAUCCAUCCCUUCGUUUAUUUGGUUUGAAAUGUUUCAAAUCUAAUGCUGGGAGGGGGGAGGAAAUGCAUUGCUCUUUCAAAUUUAAAAAAAAAAAGUUUCCUUGAAGUUCUGCUUUAUAAUCUUUAACUAUAAACAUUUAUGAAAUUGCUUUAUCCUCCAUUUUAAUGGGAACAUUUAAAUUGACUUGCUCAUUUAAAAUGGCAGAAUUGAGGAAUUUUAUUUGACCAUAUUAAAUGUUUGUAAAUUAAUAUUUGCACAGCAUAAUAUCAAGGAACUAUUUUAUCGUCAAGUACUUUGUCAUUGUUUUACUGUAACUUGUGCCUUUUACCCAAGUGGUUAUAAUGGCCCCACAGUAAGUGAAGCAUCUACAUUAUUAUUUUUCAAUUGUGAUUAUAUCAUUGUGCAUUCUAUAGAUUAUUUCAUUCCAUUAUCCAUAAAACAGUUCACAAAAUGUUUAUCCAAAUAUAUAAUGCAGUUCCAGCCAUCUCAUUAAAUAUGUCAAGCUUUUUGAUUAUUUGGAGAACUGCGUAUCCCAUUUUACUUGAAACUUGGACCAUAUUUUGUGGAGUACUGCUUCAAAACAUGGCCUGAUUUUUCUAAUUUGUUUUAAUGUGUACAGAGCUCCAAAUAAACACUUAUCCAUAGCAGUGGAUAGUUUGAUAUCAGCAUUAGUUUCAAAACAUUUCAAACCAAAUAAACGAAGGGAUGGAUCAUAUAGAUGCAUGGCUAUAGAUUUUAUCACCAACAGGCAAUGAGCUACUUUAAUGUCUCUUGUUAAAACCUGAUUUGCUAGUUCCUUCCAAACUUGCAUUGGGACUCUAAUUGUUUGUGUAUUGUGUUUUAGUUGUUGGUUCAAGUGUGAUUUGUAAAGCAACUUGGUUUGAAGUAACAUCUCCCGAUUACUAGUUGGGUAGGAGGUAUUUAUUAACUCUUUUAAAUUGCAUUAGUCCAGAAAUUACCACAAAAUACUACUCUAGAAUUGCAGCCAACCAACUAAGGAUUGGUAUCUUCUGUCCAGAAAGCUGAUUACAAUGCAAAAUGGAGCCUUGAAAGCUGCUGUUUUCCUGUUUAUGGUCUUCUUGAACUGACCCGUGUUAAAUAACUGGGUAGCUUUAUGGAUGGGUGAAUUAAGACAUACCAAUUGAUCCAAGGGAGAAUGGGGUUACUUUAUCUUUUUCUGCUAUGCCUUCAUGCACUUUGUAGAGGAGGGAAUCAUAAAUAUAUUGAAGUUGGACACUUAUUUCUGGGAGGAAACUGACAGAUUCCUAUGAGAAAUAGAAAUUGGCAUUUAUUAACUAAAUGAAUCAUCUAUAAGCCUUGAUGUGGAGGUUAAGUUGCUAUUGAUUGGUACAAUAUUUGAUAUUGCCACAAAUUUGUGGUUUGUUUGAGCGAGCUGUUGAUCUCGGUCCAACUAGUUAUAGAAUCGCUACAAAUGGAAAGGACCAUUGUCAUUAUCUUGUUACCUUUAUGAGAAACAUCUGUAUUUAAUGAGACUAGAUUUGGGAAGGGUUUGGUACUGUUUUGCAUAGUGGCUGAAUAACUUUCUCUAUUUGCCUCUACUGCUACCUAUCAUUUUAAAUCUCUUCUGAAGAGAUUAAUGGAAGCAUGCUCCUGGUAUUUGUCUCCUAACAAGUAUUUUGAACCAUUUUUUUUGAUGGGUGCUGGCAAAAAAUGCAUUUAAUAUUUUUCCCAUUCCAAAAUCAUUGUUUCUCUUAACCCAUUUUGUGCUAAAGCUAAUAUGUAAUUUUUUUUAUGUAGCUGAUUUGUAUGUCGCCCGCCUGCCUUUUUGUUGCAAAAUGUAGUCCUUAACAUUUCAACUGACUUGCUUUGUGCAUAAGGACUUUGUUUUGGGUACUGAAGCUUAUGUGCAUGACAUGUCAAUCUCUUCUUUGCACUUUGUAUUUUCAAAAAUCCAUUUUCUCACUUGCAGUGUUUAUCCUGUGUAGUGGCAUAAUAAAAUGAACUAUUUCAAAUAACCUU